Messenger RNA from Marasmius oreades (fairy-ring Marasmius), 483 nucleotides. RefSeq lists its product as uncharacterized. The record is from RefSeq and is a predicted model, not a curated record. The transcript has 3 exons. Bases 1 to 483 code for a protein of 160 amino acids. NCBI's taxonomy places the organism in Eukaryota, Fungi, Basidiomycota, Agaricomycetes, Agaricales, Marasmiaceae.
AUGGGCGUUCUGGUCGUAAAUAAAACGAUUGUUAUCCUUCUUUUUCAUCUGAAACUCGUCAAAGUCGUUAUCUCAGAAGAGCGCCACCUAUCCAAACUGUUACACGAUGUACUGCAUUCUGGAGACUACGAUAUUCCCAAGGAAAUCCAUCUCAUAAUGCAAAAAUACACAACUCGUCAACUCCGUUAUAUCACCCUCCUUCACCCUUUUCCUAUUCACGACCUGCAAGACCCUCCGAAGGUGCAGGAUCUAACAGGAUUCAUCAACCUCGAUCCUGAUACAGGUUGGGCCCACUCAAGAGAAUGUACCUACGGUCGUCUACCGCCUGAUGGAUCUUGUCUCAACCUGAUAGUCGAGGAGCCGCUGCCCAUCGAACAACUGGGGGUAGACGAAACUCGACUUCGUUCGCGGGAAGUCAUACAUUUUUUAAAUCGUUUCAGAGUCAACAUCUUCAAUCCGUCACCCACCUUUGUGUUGGAAUAA